GCACAUGCGCAGAACAACAGCAUGCUUGUUAUGUCUCACGAGUGGGCACAAUACGUAUUUUUGCAGUUAAAAAUGUUUAUUUUGAUUUAAAAUAUUGAUUAUGCUGCAAAACAUGUUCGAGUCAUGUAAAGCGUCUGCUUUGAAAAAGUUUGAACAGCUCCUAGAUGCGUGUUUACACAGCGCAUGCUCACGCUAAAAAUAGCCGGAAGUCCACAUUUAACCAAGAAAAAUAAUUAAUUCCCUCUAAAAUAGUAAACACAGUCACUUGUACAUGAAGAAGCGUUAAGAUGCCUGGCUUUGAGUUGGAGCAGGUGGGGGGUGGCAGUCCUAUAGAUCUGCCCUAUGGAGAGAAUAUCCUGGGAAGAGGACCAUUUUUAGGUGUAAAUGAUAAGAGGGUGUCCAGAAACCACUGCAUACUGGAGAACCAGAAUGGUCAACUGCGCCUGAAGCCCACACACCUGAAUCCAUGUUUUAUUCAGACGAGCAUUGUGGCUGACCCACAACCGCUGGAGAAGGACGUCUGGCACUUUUUGCGCGAAGGUGACGUCUUCUCUCUCAUGCCUGGAAGGUACAUUUACAGAGUGCACGUCAAGCAAGAGGAUAAAACCCCCAGAAACAGUCAGGGGUUUGAUGAGGAGAUGGAGGAGGAGAAGUGUUUGCUUGGAUCAGUAGAGAUCUCUGAAUACUCAUCCACACAUCAGGGCGAGAAAGACACGCCCAUUACCCAGAGUUCCACUCUCACAGGAAGUCAAACACAGGACGCUUCUUCACACACCCAUUUCUCUCUUGAUGAGGCGCCUGCACUGCCACAGAAGAAGCGCAUCUUGCCAGACUGGAUGAUGGCUUGCGGUUCAGCUGGUAAAAGCCCAUCAUGUGCCAAAGGUGAUGGCAAAGCUGUGAGAGGGACCCCAAAACAACCCAAGCGAGCAGCUACACCCAAAGUGGCAACCGAAUUCAAGCGGCCACGUGCUGAACGUGUGUCCUCUGAGGAAGAGGAGGAGGAGAUGCCGAGGAGGAAGGCAAAGAGAUUGAAGAGUGACUCUGAAGACGAGUUGGGUGAUGCACCAGUACUAAAGAGCACAAGAGUCGGAUCAGUCCAUGACGGGACGAGCGGCGAAUCCGACAGCACCGGAUUGAUGGAGCGUGAAAAUGGGAGGACAAAGGGAGACGUCAGGGGAGCAAGAGCUCAAUCUGAAGAUUCGCAAACACAAGAUUCCAGUAACCUUCAGGUCGAUCAGGGACCUUCGCAGCAGGGGUCAAAGGUCAAAGAGUCUGAAAGCAAAACAAGCAUUAGAAUGGAGAAGAAACGGCGAAGGACGCCUUGUCCUUACGGCAGCUCCUGUUACAGGAAAAAUCCUCAGCAUUUUCAGGAAAGCAGUCAUCCUGGAGACAGUGACUAUGAGGAAGAGGAGACAGAAGAUGGCGAGGAUGAUGAGAGGCCAGAGUGCCCGUAUGGGACUCACUGCUACAGGAAGAAUCCACUUCACAAGAAAGAGUACAAACACACAAAAUCUCCACCCAAGAGUCCUGCUGAUGAUGAUGAUGAAGAUGAAGAUAAGUACGACGCAAGUUUUAUUAACGAUGACAGCGAGGAAGAGGAUGUUGAUGAAGACUCGGAGUACGUGCCAGAAUCAGACGACAGCGGAAAAGAGGACAUUAAACGCCUACAAAAGGAGGCGAAAGCGUUUGUAAGGAAAAAAAAAUAACAGGCGUAUACACAGACACUUUUUUUGCCUUAUACGUCUGAUACACAACGUCACUCUCUUCAAUUGCUAACAUAGCUUGACAAAAUAUCCUUUUAGUUUCAAGCAAACUUUUAUUUUUACUAACAUAUAUGUUUUUAUAGAGUGUGCAGUUUUAUGAAAGAGUUUAUGUUUAUUGUAUGCAUUUAGUUAAUAAUAAUUGUGUGUGGUUUAUAUUGACUUGACCCGUACAUUCUUUCCAGUCAUCCAUUGAAAACAUCUUUAAAAACAUACAGGUAGGCUAUCCUAGUUAGUUGAGGGACAAACGUUUUAAAGUAAAAUUGCUAUGAUUGAUACUUUUAUCAUCUAACAUUUACUGAUUUAUGGCUUUGGGAAUUUGGUGGCUUCUUGGAAGUCUGCAUAAAUGCGCUGCCUGCCUUUUAGAUAAAGCUUCGCAAACCCAACAGCUUCCAAAACGAAUUGUAGCCAAAACCCCGCAGGCUGGCGAUUUCUCGAAUGGUUGAUAAAGUGAUUUUCUGUGAGCGAGUAAAUGGAGAGAAAAGCAAACACAUCUUACACAGGAAAUCAACGAGUUUCCACUCUUUCCAAACCAAUCUGAGAGUUCAGAAUUCGCACAAACUGUUCAGAGGACAGAAAAAUACAGUACAGCUAACAUCCGCUUUUCAGAAGAUGAGCUGUUGAACUAAACAAAUGAAAAAAUAGGCGUAAGCAGAUGUUCGCCAAUGCAUGGGUGGUCCGCUUUUACAUAACUACAGUGCAUUGUUGCAUUACUGUGGCAGGGACAAGAUUUGGUCAAUUUUACAGCAUUAUUAUCUCCAUAAGCGACUCUUACAGCACUUACAAUGGGUAAAGUCGAGCUUGCGUAACUAGAAGGGAUCAAGUUCACAUGAAACGAAUGCUUGGAAGGACUUCAUACAGGAUAUAAAGUUUUAUGUCAUGUCUUUUUUGUACUCUGGAACAUCAAUUUUACACACUUUGUUCAAAGAAAGAUCGCCAGCAAAUGUGACAUCUGAUUUAGUAAUACUUUAUGUGCGUAUUACACCUUAAAAAAAUACUGGGUUUUUCCAAAACGGGACAAAUAAAAUAUCAAGAACAUUUUUAUAUAUUUGACCCAACAAUGGGUUAAAACAACCCAGCGUAGGUUAUAAUACAAUAUUUGUCCCUUUUUGACCCAACACAAGGUUGAAAAAAACCCACUUUUUUGUCUUGUUUGUAGUUUGGUGUAUUUUUAUAUUAUUUUUUUAAAAAAGUGAACGCUAAACUUAAUUGCACUUUUUUUAGAUUUUGAAAUUACUUAGUACUUAGCCCAGGACCAUAAUUUAUAUAAACCAGUUUAUGGGCUCCUACUGUUUAUUUUAUGCUUGUGUGAUGUGUUUUCUUUAAAUAAAUCACAUAGUGGAAAAA
This is a messenger RNA of Paramisgurnus dabryanus, 3107 nucleotides long. It is a transcript of the gene aplf, whose product is annotated as aprataxin and PNKP like factor. Gene Ontology annotation, cellular component: site of double-strand break; nucleus. Gene Ontology annotation, molecular function: protein binding; DNA-(apurinic or apyrimidinic site) endonuclease activity; 3'-5' exonuclease activity. The record is from RefSeq and is a predicted model, not a curated record. Lineage: Eukaryota; Metazoa; Chordata; Actinopteri; Cypriniformes; Cobitidae. Gene Ontology annotation, biological process: double-strand break repair.